Molecule: messenger RNA, 3891 nt
Organism: Coccidioides posadasii C735 delta SOWgp
Lineage: Eukaryota; Fungi; Ascomycota; Eurotiomycetes; Onygenales; Onygenaceae
Gene: PRP24
Product: Splicing factor
Biological process (GO): RNA processing
Cellular component (GO): nucleus; cytoplasm
Molecular function (GO): mRNA binding; protein binding
Source: RefSeq, a predicted model, not a curated record
AUGGAUAUAAAUUCGCUCUUGUCCCACGACUCGACGCCCUCGAGUCAGGCUCGUAAUCCCUCGGCCAACUCGCCUCGCAGAAGGCCGUCUCACAAUCUUCGCUCCAACCCAGCGAGGCAGAACAUGACCUCUUCUCCCCUCGUUCACCAGGUUCUUACGCCUUCGAAUCUGCGCGAACCGUCCCCGCCUGCCAUCAGUCCUGUAAUUGGGCCUGUGCGAUCCAGCGGCGGGACUCCACCUUCCUCCGAUUUGCCUCCGCCCAGACAGGCGUCGACUCCGGGAAUGGAUACCCUCGCUGAUCUCGCCUCGAUGCAGCAGCAUCAGCCACAGCGGUCUAACGCCCCGAGACUGAGGAAUGCCGAAUCCUACGAAAGCCAGCUCUCCCCGUCGACGAUGUACCCAAACGUACCUCCGGUUACCCACACCACUCCGACGCCUCGCCCCUUUGAAAGCAAUGCGGCCGAUGGGUCCAGUGAUACACCGAGGAGAGAUUAUUCCAACACCUGCCUCGCCCCGGAUGCCCGUAAGCAAGCGACCGAGCUUUGCGCCGAGAUCCAGCGCAAUCCCCAUGCCUACGACGCCCGCGUCAAGUUCAUCAAGCUGCUCCACCAGGGCUUUGUUGACCACGUCUAUCCUCCGUCGUCGCCUGGCUCUCGCGGAGAUCCCCAGAAGUACGAUGUCCUCAAGGACCUCCGCGCGGCCCGUGAGGAAUUGGACAACCUAUUCGCGAUCGGCGAGGACCUCUGGGUGGAAUGGAUACAGGACGAGAGCCUGCUUGCUCGCACAGUAGAGGAACGCAUCUCUGUGAUGGAACUGUGUCAGAGAUCCGUCGAAGAGGAAUUUGGAAGUACUAGACUCUGGAUUAUCUAUGGGGACUGGAUGUUAUAUCUCUACAAUUCCGCUUCCAAUUCUGGAGAGCCGGCGGCUUCUCAGGCGCAAUGGUCAGAGGAGGAUAAGGUCGUGGGUCGUGAGGUGUUUGGCUGGCAGUCAGUUAUGGAUGUGUGGAGGAAAGGCGCCGAGGCCACGAGAUGGCGUAUUAGCGACAGCCACCUCGUCUGGAAUCGAUAUCUCGAGCUUGCCAUGCGAGAUCUUGCCAGCUCACCCACCUCCGAAAAGGCAUCCCAAGUCCGAGCCUUGUUCGAAAGCAGACUGCAGACUCCUCACAUGGCCUGGGACCAGACGUUUCAAAUAUUUUCCAAUUUUGUUUCAACUUACUACAAUGCCAACUAUGAGGAUAUCAUGGUCAGUACUAAUGCGAAAGCCGGCGAAAUAAAAGCCAUUUGUGAUGCCAGAGAGACAAGCGAAUUGGCCCUGCAGCGUGCCGUCGAGUCGAAUGACACUACGGCUGAAUGGACCGCAUACAGCCAGUAUCUCGAGUUGGAAACUACGCACAAGUACAAGAAGCCUUUGUACGGCUUUCAGUUGAUAACGGCGUUGUUCCAGCGUGCUCUGCUGCGAUUCCCGACUGAUGCGAGUCUCUGGGAUGACUACGUCAUAUACAUCGUCAAUGAGUCGAUGCAUCGCCGCACCAAUGAGCCCGUCAUUCCUAUCCUAGAGCGUGCUGCAAGGCACUGUCCCUGGUCCGGUUCUCUCUGGUCUCAACUCUUAUUAUCCGCGGAGCGAGCCGGCUAUUCCUUCCAGGACAUAUCCGAUUUGAAACAUAGGGCCACCCGUACCGGAUUGCUCGAGGCUGCAGGUGUCGAUGAGGUGUUGAAAGUUCACACCACCUGGUGCAGCUACCUCCGGCGGCUGCCGUUUCAGUCCAAUUCUACGGAUGAGGAUUUAGACGUGGCAGAAGUGGGGAUGCGGUCCGCGAUCGAGAGUGUCCAAGCUAUAGGCGACAAAGGCGACAAGACGGUCCCGAACGAUCCUCUCUUCCGCCUCGAACGGAUAUAUAUCCGUUAUCUGAGCGAAAGCGGCAGCUGGGAUAGUGCCAGAGAAACAUUCAAGGGCCUGGUUGGGCGUCAUGGUCAUACCUACGAGUUUUGGCUCAUGUUUUAUACGUGGGAGCUCUUGUGCUGGAGUAAAUUUACACAAGGUGACGGUCCCCGGAAAGCCCCCAGUCCUCACUACGCGACGGCGGUGCUGAAGCAGGCGCUGCAAAGAGAUGACUUGGACUGGCCCGAAAAGAUAAUGGAUACAUAUAUCGCGCAUUGCGAGCAGUACGAAGAUGCCGAGGAGCUUCAGCUGGCCAUCGUCGAGAUCCGAAGGGUCUCCAAAAAGGUUGCGAAGCGACGAGAAAAAGAAGCUUUGGAGGCAGCGGCUCAGCAGCAAGCAGCGGUUGCUCAGGCAGUGCAGGCAGUUCAGAAUAACGCUGAAGACACGGUGCAUGUUGGAAAGCGAAAACGUGAAUCCGCAGACGUCAACGGCUUGGCUAGCAAAAAACCAAAGGCCGAGGUUAGCGAAGCCAAACCUGCGGAACCAGAGGCGGAGCAUGCUCCCAAACGCGACCGGGAAAAUUCGAGUGUUUCGGUCAAAAACCUGCCUAGGGAUGUCCGAACCCUCAAAAUCCGGCAGUUUUUCCGUGAUUGUGGGAAAAUCAACGCCGUCACACUCCUCCCGGCGGAUGGUGAUUCUGCCUCUGCGAUCGUCGAGUUCGACUCGAAAGAUGAUGCGGAAGUUGCUCAGACGCGGGAUCAAAAGGUUUUGGAAGGGCGUGUGCUUAGCGUCCAAUUGGAAACCAAAGCAACACUUUUUGUUACAAACUUCCCACCCGAAGCCGACGAGUCCUACAUUCGACGGAUAUUCAGCCCACAUGGUGAGAUUGUUGAGGUGCGGUUCCCGUCUCUCAAGUUUAAUACCCACAGGCGGUUCUGUUAUGUGCAGUUUGCUUCUGCAGCCGAUGCGCAUGAUGCACUCGAGUUAGAUCACAAGUCUGUGGGGGAAAAUUUGAACCUCGUGGUGAAGAUAUCCGACCCCUCGAAACGCCAAGCUCGUUCUGGUGCGUUCGAGGAAGGCCGGGAAAUCCAUAUCUCAAACCUUGAUUGGAAGGCUACUGAAGACGACCUAAUUGAGCUCUUUACGGCUUUUGGCAAAGUCGAAGUUGCGCGCAUCCCAACGAAGGCCGACGGUGGCAGUAAGGGGUUUGGGUUUGUAGCAUUUUCCACACCGGAAGCUGCAAAUGCUGCUUUGGCGAUGGAUCAGAAAGAGUUUCGCUCCCGACCGCUCCGUGUCAGACUGUCUACGCACACCGGCGCAAAACGCCAAUCUACUACCAUAAUUUCGCGCGUUGGGCGGUCCAAGUCUCCAUCCAUGGAACCAAAUGGAGGGGCUUCGCCAUCCACCGCUUCGGUCAAUCAAGCCGACUUACCAGUUGGUGAAAGGAACCUUCGCACUCUCGGUCUAAUGAAUAUUCCCGACACCGUCAACGAUGCCCGUAUUCGCACUCUAGUCGAGCCGUAUGGACCUCUUGUGAAGAUAAUUCUUCGCCCUGACCAUCAAGGUGCUAUUGUCGAGUUCAUGGACGUGGGUGAUGCUGGAAAGGCGGCCCUUGGGCUCGACGGCCAGGAGAUUGCUCCGGGUCGUCAGAUUCGCGUUGGACCAGUAUCAGAAAUGCUGAAGCAGCCGCCCGAGCAUAAAGUGGAUCGUCUUCAAGUUGGAAAGCAAAAGCAAAAGCAAAAGCCGGCGCUCAUGGUCCAGCCUGCCGCACCCAUUUCGAGACCUGGUCAACAGGGUCGUGCGGGAAGAAGAGGCGGACUAGGUGUAAAGAAAGGCGCCUUCAACGGGAAAAUUGGGCCCGCUUCAAUUGCCACGAAAGCAGAAGCACAGCAGUCUUCUGCAGAUCGAGUUUCCUCCCAUGAUCACAUAUUAUCCGAGGCUCCGAAGCCAAAGAGCAAUGACGAUUUCCGAGCCAUGUUAAGUCAACCCAAGACUAAGUCAGAGGAGAUAUGA